Pongo pygmaeus (Bornean orangutan) is the source of this 1547-nucleotide messenger RNA. RefSeq lists its product as uncharacterized. The transcript has a single exon. Lineage: Eukaryota; Metazoa; Chordata; Mammalia; Primates; Hominidae. The record is from RefSeq and is a predicted model, not a curated record. Bases 1 to 726 code for a protein of 241 amino acids.
AUGGUUUUUAUCAAAAAGGCAGAAGAUCACAAAGGCCGGGAGGUGGAGAAAAGAGGGCCGUGUGCACUGUCGCAGGGAAAAGAGGGUCGUGUGCACUAUCGGAGGGAAAAGAGGGCCGUGUGCACUGUCGCAGGGAAAAGAGGGCCGUGUGCACUGUCGGAGGGAAAAGAGGGCCGUGUGCACUGUCGCGGGGAAAAGAGGGCCGUGUGCACUGUCGGAGGGAAAAGAGGGCCUUGUGCACUGUCGGAGGGAAUGUUAAGUGGGGAUGCCUGCUACGGAGAGCAGCUGGAGUUUCCUGAAAACACUAAAAAUAGAGCCACCUUGGGAUCCAGCAGUCCCACUGCUGAGCAUACGCCCCAAAGAAAGGAAAUCCGUAUAUCAAAGACGUAUCUGCACAUCCCUAUUCAUUGCAGCACUAUUCAUAAUGGCCAAGAUUUGGAAUCAACCUCAGUGCCCAUCAACAGACGAACGGAUAAGAAGAAUGUGGUGUGCAGGCACAGUGGAUACUAUUCAGCCAGAGAAGAAAGGAAUCGUGUCAUUUCAGCCGCAUGGAUGAGCCUGGAGGAAUUGGGGAAAUCAGCCAGGUGCAGGAAGACAAACACCCCAGGAUCUCACUCAUAUGUGGGAGCUAAAAAAGCUGACCUCGAGGCGGUGGUGAUGGACUGGUGGUUGCCAGAGUCUGAGGAGGGGCUAAGAGUUAGAGCCAGACAGGAGAAUAAGCUCUAGUGUUCCUGGCGCUCCACACAACUGUGGUCGACAACAAUUUAUUGUAUGUUUUCAGAGAGCUGGAAGAGAGGCUUUGGAAUGUUCCCAGCACAAAGAACUGACAAAGGUUUGAGGUGACAGGCACGUGAACCGCCCUGAUCUGACUAUCCCACAUCAUACACGGGCGUCGAAACACCACCCUGUAUUCCAGAAACAGGUGCAAUUAUUGUGUGCCAAUUAAAAAACAGAGAGCGAGAAGAGAGGGAGGGCGAGCUGGGCUGUGGAAGUGGAAUCCGACUCGGAGCUGAUGUGGCCGGCCUUUCCUCCUGUCUCCUUUGAUGCUGAGGCCUGACGUCACUCCCGUGCCAGUCUCAGCCUUCCUUCAGAGCCCCUGCGUGCCCUCAGGAGCUGCGUGGUGGGGUUGGCGAUGGCCACAUCCCGGGCACCUCUGGUUGCUGGAGGCCUCCCAGGACCGCUUCACACUUCUGCGCCGACCAGGCCACCAGCCAGCGUUGCCUCUGCAGACCACUCGGCCGCUAGUGGGGUGCGCACAGCCGCAGGCUUUCUGCACCCAGAGAGGUGGCAGCAGGAGAGCCGCAGAGAGCACGGGAGCUUCUCCACCUCGCCUGGCCCCUCACGUGUGGAACACGUCCCCUUCAGACUGAAGAGCGCACGUCUUGGGCUGCAGGACAGACGCCCCCAGGGCUGGGCUGUGUGGUGCAGGCCAAACGCUCCCGGCUCCCCUGAGCACUGGCCUGUGGAGGUGACCACAGAGAAAUGACCUGAUGGCCAGAAAACCCACCGUGAUAUUUACCAACUGCACUCAAUUAAAAAAAAGCAAA